AUGUUAGCACCUGGUGCCCUCAGAGAACGAAAAAUCCUCUUACAAGGAAACACACACAUUUCUUCUUUUCAGCUAAAUCGCUUCUCAUCGGUGCUUAAAAAUGCCAGCGAAUUAUACUCAACAGCGGAUCAGCUGCUGAAAUACUGCUUACCGCGAUGCACUUUCAAGCAGUUGGUGGAGGAUAUCCUGAACGAUUCUGGGGGUUCUGGGAAUUCGGAAACUUUCAGACUGGUUGCAGACAUCUUACAGCGAAUCGCCGCCAAUACUGCCAGUGCUAUUUCCGCAUUUGCAAAUGAGAAAAAGUUAAAAAUUGAUUUGAACGCUGAGCAGUCGUGGGAACUGUACGAGAAGUGUAGCGGUGAAAAGCUCGAAAACACUCUUGCCAACUGCCUCAUCCUCUUUCAUGCAGUUUAUGACGUCAGGUGCGUGUUACUUAGCACGUUUUUGCUGACAUUAUCGCAUUUUUGCAAUUGUUCGAGCCCAAAAGGCAUUGAGCUCUAUCUCCACCAUUCUUGA
This is a messenger RNA of Gongylonema pulchrum, 516 nucleotides long. NCBI's taxonomy places the organism in Eukaryota, Metazoa, Nematoda, Chromadorea, Rhabditida, Gongylonematidae. The record is from the annotation of a GenBank genome assembly.